AUGCCAUACAACACCAGAAGAAAGUCGCUUUCCCUUUCCGAGCUUGGUAUCACCGUCCCGAAACGCUCGCGAGCUUCCUCGCAAUCCCACCCCUCGCCGCCAGCUACGGUUAUCGAUGACGAGCCCGUCACCAAGAAGCCCAAGAGGUCGCACGACUCUCUGUCCCCUCCUCCGGCAUUGAUGAGCCCGCCCAAGACAAAGACUCUUUCUAUCCGAACAGAGCCGCCCUCACGACUGGCCGAACACACCCCUCCACCAUCACCCGGAACUCAGACAGUGCACACAGUCGAUACUGAGGGUAUCAGCGACGAUGUCGUUGUCGCAACCAUCAAGCAGCUGGAGAAGACAGGAAACAGACCGCAUCUGGUCAAGGAAUUGGCUGCAGUCUUGUGCCACUGCAUAGGCGCGGUGGAGAAGUCUGCCAACCCUGCCAACCUCAUUUCCUCGCGUCUCACCAGCUACCUCAACCGCACCUGGCCAGCCAUCAGCCCUUGUCCGCUGGCCAAGUACCAGUCUCAAGUACAUCCCCGCCCAUUGUACUAUUUUUUGACUACUCAACCCCACCAACCUAUUCCUGAACUUUCGCAAUCCCACGACAUUCAAGCCGCCCGUCGCAUCAUUACUCCCGCUCUCUCCUCGGCAGCCGACGAUGAAGACGAGAAGUACAGCAGGUCACGCGCCUCGCUCUCUCCCGAAGUCGACCUGUCUAGCCCCGAACUCGACGAGCCACCGCACGGUGACAUUGGCUCCACAUUCCACCCUCGCCAUUCGCUCUCGCGCGAUCAUCCUCCAACCACCUCUAACUUGGCUCACAACCGCCGUGCCGAUAGCCCCCCUCUCGAGCGCGAAGAACGUGACUUCAAGCAGACCGCAAAUGCCUUGCAAGAGCUUCGUCGCGCAAGCCAGGAAGUCGUUACCAAGCCCAUCAAGGUCGAGGCUUCCGAGACUAUUGCCAUGUCGGUCGAGUCGGACGAUCAUGACGUUCAAACCACGGAUGACCUCUUUGAUGGCCACGACCACCUUUCCUCAUCUGUGAGCACUCUGUACGACUUGAGCAGCCCGGUCCUGAGACCCCAGGGCUUCUACGACCUCAAGACACAGCAAGCUCAGGAUUGGAACACCGAAAAGAGAGAUUCCAUUGAUGCAAUGUCUCUGGAUGAUCAGGACGAUGAUGCCAUGGACAUGUGGAACGACUUCCGCAGCCCCGAGAACAUUGAUCUUGACGAGCUUGAAUGCCUCUUGGACGCCUACUAG
Messenger RNA from Aureobasidium melanogenum CBS 110374, 1254 nucleotides. RefSeq lists its product as uncharacterized. Lineage: Eukaryota; Fungi; Ascomycota; Dothideomycetes; Dothideales; Saccotheciaceae. The transcript has 2 exons. Bases 1 to 1254 code for a protein of 417 amino acids. The record is from RefSeq and is a predicted model, not a curated record.